CUUUCCUAAAGGUGGUUGGUCCAUUUUCAUUCCAAUUUAAUUAUUCCUACUCUGUGUUUCCCAUUAUUUGACUAUUUCUACUAAUCAAUCAUUUCAAUAAUCACAUUAUUGUAGUGUAUAUAUUUUACUAAUCCAUAUCCCUCGUGAUGCUCCUUCUUUUUGUGUAUAUAUCCUUUUGUCUGCAACUUCCAUUUCUUGAUACUACAACUUCACUAAAAGAAUCUUGUUCUUACUCCCAACUUCACCACUUUUGUAGGGUUGAGUUUACUUUGAGUAGAAGAUUAAAACCGACAUGAAGCAAAUAUAAAUGAAGAUGAGAGUGGAAACCGCACUUGUGAUUCUCUCAGUCCUCAUAUCAGUUCAGCUAUGUUAUGGAGGUGCAAGCAACUGGACGUGCACGUGCUUCUCUUCAGGCAAUCAAAGUGAUAUCUUGGAAUCUAACUGUUCCACAUCAUGCAACUGCAGACCAGCGGAGAGAGACCAAUGGGUAUGCUUGUGUCCGGCAAAUGGAUUUCCAAUAAUAGCCGUUACCGGUUCAAACUCUUCAUGCUUCACUGCUUGCAACUGCUCUUCUGGACCUUUGAAGAAGCAAUCUUUAUCAAGGAAACUCCUUCUCGUUACACUAAUCUUCUGCGUCGCAGUUACUUCAGUAGCCUUCCUUGCCUCCAUGUUUUGCUACAUUUACCGAAGGAGCAGCAAUGUUUCUGGACAAAGCCCUUCAGUCUCUUCAGACAGAGAAUCUAGCUGGCAUAGCUCUUCCAACUUAAUAGCCCGUAAAAGCUCCAUCUCACAACCCAAGAUCAGCAUCACCUCCUCACUCUCAGGAUGUUUCUUUCAGAAUGCUUCUUUGUUUUGCGUGAGUAAACCGGAAACAAUACACGGAAUGAUCUUUCAGUUCUCAUACGGAGAGCUAGAGCAAGCGACCAAUAAGUUCGCCAGCAGCAACGUUAUAGGACACGGAGGUUUACAAAGCGGUUCAAGCUCUCCAACAAUGGGACUGCAAGGAACGUUUGGCUACUUUGCACCUGAAUACGCUAUUGCAGGAUGUGCUUCACCUAUGUCAGAUGUGUUCAGCUUCGGUGUUGUUCUACUCGAGCUUAUAACCGGUAGAAAACCGAUACAGAAACCAAGCAACAACAAAGGAGAAGAAAGUCUUGUUAUUUGGGCUAUGCCACGUUUACAAGACAGUAAGAGGGUGAUUGAGGAGCUGCCUGAUCCGAGGCUCAAUGGGAAGUUUGCUGAAGAAGAGAUGCAGAUAAUGGCGUAUCUUGCUAAAGAGUGCUUGCUUCUGGAGCCAGAAGCUAGGCCAACAAUGAGAGAAGUUGUUCAGAUUCUUUCUACCAUCAUGCCAGAUACUUCAAGACGUAGAAACUUCCCCAUCAAUCAUCUUUUUCCGAGUAAUGAGAAGAAGAAAGAAAACAAAGUAGGAUGGUCAAGAGGUGGGAGCAGGAGUGCACAGGAAGAGGAGUCAGUGGAUCUGACUGAGCCACGGUUCGAGUCCUUCUGCCUGCCGAAUGUUAAGCCGGUCUUGCUUGAACCAUCUGCACAUAUUUAAAAGUACAUAGAAAAGCACAGAACAGAAAAAAAACAACACUAAGCCGUAUCGCAUGUGUGUAGAUAAAAGCUCACUCUGCCACUCUGGGCAAAGGGUAAAGCAUUGAGGCUUGAGCGUUUUAUUGAAGUGUGUCAAAAUUUGUUUUAAACUGUUGACUUUUAAUUUAUAAUAGAAUAAAAUAUUUUUAACAAAACUACAA
Messenger RNA from Brassica rapa (field mustard), 1754 nucleotides. Its product is annotated as receptor-like serine/threonine-protein kinase NCRK. The record is from RefSeq and is a predicted model, not a curated record. Gene Ontology annotation, molecular function: ATP binding; protein kinase activity. NCBI's taxonomy places the organism in Eukaryota, Viridiplantae, Streptophyta, Magnoliopsida, Brassicales, Brassicaceae. Gene Ontology annotation, biological process: protein phosphorylation.